Molecule: messenger RNA, 330 nt
Organism: Dovyalis caffra
Lineage: Eukaryota; Viridiplantae; Streptophyta; Magnoliopsida; Malpighiales; Salicaceae
Source: the annotation of a GenBank genome assembly
AUGGGGAGUGCUGCCAUUGUUGACGGGAGUUUGUGGGAUAAGGUGGUGCUUGCAGAAAUUGCGGUAGCGGGAGUGGUCUCUGCGAAAUUACGAGUAGCAAGGGUAGCUGUCUCGGAUCCUAUUCUCUUCAGGUUCCGGCCCCUUUUGCAGAGGGUGAGGAAUUGGGGAAGUUGUCCAGAGGUGGGGGCAGUGCAAGCUGCAAUUUGUAGCAUGGUAAGGUCUGCAGAAAUUGUUGACUUGGAGGGGUCAUGUCUGCAAGCUGCAAUUUGCGGGGACGGAGGAUUGCGGGGAUGGGGUAUUCGGGAAUUGCGGAUUGCGGGAAUUACAUAA